UGCGCUUGGAACGGGGAAGCCAAACAAUGUGAACAUCACGUUUAGCCGCGAUCGGCGGCGGCUCAGGAAAGAGUAAGAGGAGGAGGAGGAGGACAUCAUAACAUAAGGAGCACCGAUCAGGCCAAUCUGCAAACAGGCGAAUUCUUGCGCGCCGCCAACGUUCGAAGGCACUGACGGGCGCCAGCCUAAAACCGAGGAUAGGCCGAUACGUCCAAACAUAAAAAUUACGGGGGCGGAAAAAAAAAACGGGGGAGGACGAGAAAGGAGGAAGACAGAGGGGAUGCCCAUAUUCGUAUCAUCUAGUUCCGUGCAGUGCACGGCGGAGAACAUGAAACGCACCCAGCGGAGCGACGCUCAGGCCAACCUGCGAUAGGCGAGCCGUCGCGCGCACUGGCAACAGUAUGUAAGUAUCUGAACCCGAGUUCCGUGAAUGUCCACGAAAACUUCCAAACGGGACAAGAACACGAGGAGGGAGACGGGGAAAAGAGGAGGACGAGGAAGGAGGGAGGGGGAGGAGAAAGAGGAGAAAACAACUUGCCUGAAGUCGGAGCGUUGCUGUACCCGUGCGGACACACGCGCCCUGGCACAGGCAUCCCGCCUGCGGCAAGCAAACGUCUCCUCCCAAUCGCCCCGCCAUAGCGGGACGCGAAGGAAGCUCCCGCCAGCUCACAUGUUCGACUCCGCGCUGGCCUUCACGGAGGUACUCGGCAAACGCCCCAUCGAAGUCCCAAGCUUCUAAGGUGACCGUGCCACCUGCCGUUGUGGGUCCGGCGCAGAUCGUGCACAGCCAGAGCCCCACGCCGGACCUCUUCCGGCAGCCGCCACUGGCCCCCCAAACCCCGGAAGGCCUCCAGCUCGAAGCCUGGAUCGGGCGGCUGGACGCCCGCGCGCCUGCUGAACAAACGUCGGACAGCGGGGCAGCCAGCGAGGUGCCGAACGCAGUCCUCUCAGGGGGACGUAAGACCUGGGCACAGGGGACUCGGAAAUCCCCGACGCGAUCGUCAAAAAAAUGACGAGGCCGAGCCUGCAUUUUGACGAGGCCUCCCGCUGCAGACAUCCCACGAAACUCCUCCUCGUCAAAAUCCGAUGCGCGGUCGUCAAAAAACGAUGGCGAACCCGAGUCCUGGCAAACCCGGGUCUCACGCUCCCCCGACUUUCGCAUUCUGGUCGCGGGGGGAUGCGAAGCCCCCGCGGGCGGACGGGGAGAGCAUGGACUCGGACUUUGGACACCCGAAAUGGGUACCGGAAGAAUGGG
This is a messenger RNA of Prorocentrum cordatum, 1255 nucleotides long. NCBI's taxonomy places the organism in Eukaryota, Dinophyceae, Prorocentrales, Prorocentraceae. The record is from the annotation of a GenBank genome assembly.